Magallana angulata is the source of this 2389-nucleotide messenger RNA. RefSeq lists its product as uncharacterized. The transcript is spliced from 19 exons. The record is from RefSeq and is a predicted model, not a curated record. The coding region runs from base 82 to 2259 and encodes 725 amino acids. NCBI's taxonomy places the organism in Eukaryota, Metazoa, Mollusca, Bivalvia, Ostreida, Ostreidae.
AUAGUCAUUCAAGCGAUGCCGAGGUUUUUAUAUCAGUAGGUAGAUGGAAGCCCAGCAUUGUGGUCCGGAUUAAUAAUAAUUAUGAUUUUGAAAAUUUUUGCUCUUAUUGCUUUGGCAGCUGUGGUGGAAUCUGGAAGAUGGAAAGGUCGAAGAUUCCCCCGUUUUUACGGUCCGAAAAUUAGAUAUAUUAACAGACCAAUACACAUUCCAGUUCCUUACCCAGUAACACGUGUACAUACAAAGUUUGUUGAUCGUCACAUUCCUGUUUACAAGAAGAUUCAUGUACCCAUAGUUAAAAAGAUUCCAGUAAUCCGAACAGUGAUUGUCCGCGAAAAAAUUCCAAAACCAUAUCCAGUUCCAAAAGAAAUUAUCAGAACAAUCACAAAGAAAGUUGAAGUUCCUGUUGUAAAACAUGUUCCGGUCCCUCGUCACGUUCCGGUUAUAUACGAGGUCCCCGUCGACAGGCCGUUUCCUGUAGAGAAAAAAGUCAUAGUUGAAAAACCAGUUCCGGUCACCAAAGAAGUGCCUGUCCCUGCACCUUUUCCCGUUUUUCCGAAAGAAAAAGUUGGAAAACCAGCUGAUGGCGGUACCGUCGUUGUUGAUGCUGGAAAAGGUGGCGGAAAGUUCAAUGAUUUUGGCAUUCCCCUCGGUGGAAAAAACGUUGAUGUUGGAAUUGACCCGGGUAUAGGCAAAGAUAUCGGAGAUAGAUUUGCCGGUACAGAUAUCGGCGUUGGAGUAGAUCCAGGAUUUAACAGACCAAUUGGCGGAGGAAUUGACCCCGGUUUCGAUCGCCCGAUCGGAGGAGGCAAUAUUGACCCUGGCUUUAACCGGCCAAUUGGCGGCGGCGGAGGAAUUAUUGACCCGGGCUUUAACAGACCAAUUGGCGGAGGUGGCAGUAUUGACCCCGGUUUUAACCGACCUAUCGGAGGAGGCAAUUUUGACCCCGGAUUUAACCAACCAAUUGGAGGAGGAGGAGGUCUUAUUGACCCUGGCUUUAACAGACCAAUUGGCGGAGGUGGCAGUAUUGACCCCGGUUUUAACCGACCUAUCGGAGGAGGCAAUUUUGACCCCGGCUUUAACGGACCAAUUGGAGGAGGAGGCGGUAAUGUUGACCCUGGUUUCAACAGACCUAUUGGCGGUGGAGGCGAUAUUGAUCCCGGUUUCACGUUUCCAAUAGGUGGAGGAAUCGAUCCAGGUUUUAACCGACCAAUUGGAGGAGGUGGCGGUAAUGUUGACCCUGGUUUCAACAGACCUAUUGGCGGUGGAGGCAAUAUUGAUCCCGGUUUCACGUUUCCAAUAGGUGGAGGAAUCGAUCCAGGUUUUAACCAACCAAUUGGUGGAGGCGGCAACAUAGAUCAAGGUUUUACCAGACCAAUUGGCGGAGGCAACAACAUUGAUCCGGGUUUCACCUUUCCAAUUGGUGGAGGAACCGACCCAGGUUUUAGUCGUCCUAUCGGUGGAGGAGGAAUCGAUGUAGACUUCAAUCGCCCAGCAGGCGGAAUAGAUUCCGGGUUUAACCGUCCAGUUGGCGGGAUUGAUGCAGGGUUUGGGCUAGGAGGAGGACUUGACGCUGGCUUCAGUCGACCCAACAUUGCAAUUGACCCUCCAGCUGUAAUCGAUCCUGGGUUUAACGGCGGAGGAAUUAACGCGGGUCUUAACGGCCCUAUCUCGGUUGACCCAUUGAUUGACACCGGAAAUAACGUGGAUAAUUCCAUAGGAGGACCUGGUUUAGGAGGACCUGGUUUCGGAGGACCUGGUUUAGGAAGUCCUGAUUUCGGGGGGCCUGGUUUUGGGAUCGGUGGAGCCGUAAACCCCGGAUUCGUCGGUGGUGGGGCUGGACUAGGAUUAGACUCAAAUUUUGAUCGUUUUGAUAAUUCUCUUGGAGGAUUUGAACUCAAUGGAAACGGUUUUCCUGAUUCUGGUUUCGGGGAUUUCUCGUCGUUCGACGCCAGACUGAACGCUAUCGCACAAGGACAGGGUGGUUUGGUCUCAUCGGGUGGAGCCAUCGGACAGGGAAUUUCAGCUACAGAUUUAGGAUUACCCUCUGGAGAUUUGGGAUUGGCUGGAGGUAGGUUCGGUCUGGAUGGAAUAGACGCUGGAGACAGGUUUGGAAGAGAAAGAUUUGGUGGCCUGCUUGAUUCCAAUGUAGAUCUAUCAACUAACUUGGUGGGUGGAGGAGUCCCUGGCGAAGCAGCGAUAGCCCCUGCCGCUUUUACCGGUUCAUUUAGUGACAAUGGACAGACUUUGAGAACAAUAUAAUGGUGGAACACAAGAGGGCGUGUUUAGAGAGAGGUGAAGGCCGCCUGAUGGGUGCCAUACCCUGCUGACAGCUUCCAGUACAUUUACUCCUUUGGUCCUUUGUUGAUUGCUAUUAAAUUUAUUUUAUAUA